This is a messenger RNA of Dendrobium catenatum, 759 nucleotides long. Its product is annotated as coiled-coil domain-containing protein 25-like. The transcript has 4 exons. Lineage: Eukaryota; Viridiplantae; Streptophyta; Magnoliopsida; Asparagales; Orchidaceae. The record is from RefSeq and is a predicted model, not a curated record. The coding region runs from base 121 to 462 and encodes 113 amino acids.
CAGUAUUUUUUUCAUUACGCUCUUUAGUAGGUUUAUUACUGUUUAUGAUUUGUAGGAAAUAAGGUGAAUAAUGUAGAUGUUGUCUAUACUCCAUGGUAUAAUUUGAAGAAGACUCCUUCAAUGGAUGUUGGGCAGGUUGGGUUUCACAAUUCUAAAAUGGUCCGUACCGUGAGAGUUGAGAAACGUGUAAAUGAGAUUGUCAACAGACUGAAUAAGACAAAAGUGGAGAGGAAUCCAGAUUUGAAAGCUGAGCGUGAAGCUGUCAAUGCAGCAGAAAGAGCUGAAAAGAAGCAGCUAUUAAGAGAAAAGAAGCGCCGCGAAGAGAUGGAAAGGCUGGAAAAGGAGAGGCAGUCAGAGCUAAGGAGCUACAAGGGACUUAUGGUUUCAGAGAAGAUGACUUCCAACAAGCAAAUUGCAUCAACCAAUAAAUCCCUGCAAGAACUGGAGGAAGACUUCAUGUAGAUUCACCAAACUUAAACAUGGAUUUACUGCAGGGAACUGGGUCGAUCUCAAGAAGCUGCAAUUGAGUAAUGGAUCAAAGGAAAAAAAAAAAAUUUCUUCCACAUUUUGAAUCUCUGUUGAUGAUACCCUGAAGUUUCUCUUGUAUUGUGAAACAAACAAUGAAAGAAAGAAAGGGAGCUAUUAGCCCAUGACAUCAUUCUACGUUGGCUAGUUGUUUGAGGUCUUGUAAAACUUAAGUCCUUAUCCUUAUUUUUGGAAAAUUAAUGUGUGAGACUUGAAGUUUUUCUGGCUUGUUGA